GAAACGAGAAGUGGCGGCGGGUAAGAUGGCCCACAGGCUGCUAGUACGCAGAAUUUGGACGCUGUCUGUGAAAGAUAUCCGCAGCCUCCCAACAUCCACUGCCGCCAUCGCUUCCUCCUCUUUUUCCACAUCGCUGCAAUCCACCACAGCCCGGGACUCCUUCCUCUCUCCCUCACGCACUCUACCUCGCUCUCUUCCUCACAUCACCCGUCGGGCGGUCUCCUUCAAUGUUCAGGACAACGAGGACUUCACAGAGAGGGUCAUCAACAGUGAGCUGCCCGUGCUAGUUGACUUCCACGCCCAGUGGUGUGGUCCGUGUAAGAUCCUUGGGCCGAGGUUGGAGAAGGCUGUUGCAAAACAGAAAGGCCGUGUUGCCAUGGCAAAGGUUGACAUAGACGAUCACACCGACCUGGCUAUUGAAUAUGGGGUGUCUGCUGUCCCGACAGUAAUCGCCAUGCGGGGAGGUGACGUCGUUGACCAUUUUGUGGGAUCAAAGAUGAUGAUGAGCUGGACUCAUUUGUCAGCAAAAUCAUUGGACAAUAAACCAGCUGUUCCCGCCCUGCCAUUCGCCACCGUUCUGGCACGGUCGGCAGCCCUUAGCCGCCAUCUUGAGACUGUUUGGCAACCAUCAACAAAUAAAUAAAACCUUGCCGCAAUCCCAGCUGGCAAACUCUCAGAUGCUCACACCCAUCCCUAGACACACUUUGCUUUAGCUGUGCAUUACUGCUUCUGUCUCUCUUGUUUCUUUUGUCUAGGGCUGGGUGUGUGCCUCCAUUGACCUUUUAGAUCACGCUGUGCUCCACUUUGCAGCAGUUCCAUAUCUCUUUAAAAAAGUGUGACAGCUCCACGGCUCUAUUCAUACCACUAGAGCUGCUGAGCGUGAGUGUGUGACAGUUUUCUGUAAGAGUCUGUGGAAUGGAAAAUACACCGCUGUAAUGCACUUAUACUGUAUGACAUGAGGGAUGAAGAUUUAUUUAGUUUUAAUGGAGGAGAAAACUUAACUUAAAACCUGACAAUACUGAAUGAGGUUUCUGACAGUGUUACUUGUAGUUCCUGCUUUUGUCCACAAGAGGGUGGCAUUUUGUUAACAUCACAAAGCCACACAUGGUCAUUUUACACCAUUAUGCCUAACAAUGUGAGAAAGGAAGACCUUUUUGCGUGUAUGUGUGUGUGCGUGUGGGUGUGUGUGUUUCUGUGUAUGUCUUUGGGUCCUGACUGUGAAACCUGAGUCAAGCAGGAAUUUACAAAAUAUGAGUUUGAUUUAGUUUAUUACUGAACUGAACUCCAUGUACCAGUAACAUGACCAAGUGACGUGAUAAAGGAGUCAAAAGAU
Toxotes jaculatrix (banded archerfish) is the source of this 1333-nucleotide messenger RNA. It is a transcript of the gene txn2, whose product is annotated as thioredoxin 2. NCBI's taxonomy places the organism in Eukaryota, Metazoa, Chordata, Actinopteri, Toxotidae. The record is from RefSeq and is a predicted model, not a curated record. Gene Ontology annotation, cellular component: mitochondrion. Gene Ontology annotation, biological process: cell redox homeostasis.